UGUACUCUGGAAGUAUUUCUUGGCGCCGACCCGCAUGUUCUCGCUGCUUCCUGUGCUGCUGUAAGAGAGAUAGCUCGGGAAUCAACAGCUUACUCGAUCAAAAUAUUAGUUUGAAAUAAAAUUAGCUUCGCGUAGCAGCAGAGAUGAGUCUCCUCAACAAGCCCAAGUCUGAGAUGAACCCCGAGGAGCUGCAGAAGCGGGAGGAGGAGGAGUUCAACACGGGCCCGCUGUCUGUGCUCACGCAGUCCGUCAAGAACAACACGCAGGUCCUCAUCAACUGUCGCAACAAGAAGCUGCUGGGGCGUGUCAAGGCCUUCGACAGGCACUGCAACAUGGUCCUGGAGAAUGUGAAGGAGAUGUGGACCGAGGUGCCCAAGAGCGGGAAGGGCAAGAAGAAAUCCAAGCCGGUCAACAAGGACCGCUACAUCUCCAAGAUGUUCCUGAGAGGAGACUCUGUGAUCGUGGUGCUGAGGAACCCUCUCAUCACAGGGAAAUAACACGUCACACGCCACCCCCCCCUUUACCCUCUCCCCCUUCCCCCUCUCCCACAGCCAGGCUUGCAGCAGCACAAACCAGCAGGGUUACAGCAAUGGAAAUACGACUCCUAUUGCAGAGCAGUUUUGUAUUAUUAAUUAGUCAUUUAGCAGACGCUUUUAUCCAAGACUAGGGGGUGAACUGUGCAUCACAGCUGCUGCUGCAGAGUCACUUACAAUACGACCUGGAUUUUACUACCAACUUGAUUAGCUCCACUCACAGUAAAACCAGUAGUGGAUCAAACUGUUACGCAAUGGGAGUCUUUCUUCCAUCCCUGUGUUAGUUUCUAACCCUGAUUCAGGCUGAGCUCUCUUAUAUAACCUGCAUGCUGACCCCCAGGUGAGCGGCUGUAGAGUUGAUUGGAAGAAUUCACUGCUGCUCUCCACAGACUCACUUUCUCGACAAUACAAACCAGGUCAUCUCCAAUCACUAUUUCAACACGUUCUGUGUGUUUGUGAUGGGGGGCAGCACUGGGUGUUAAUGGGGUACAGCUUUGUGGAGAGCAGCUGUCCACACACACUGAAGCAGCUGUUUCAAUGGGAGUGGCAGAACAGACAACAGCAUCGCCCCUGUCCUGGGUGACGCUCAGUCAGAGCGAUCGGUUUGUGCAGCUCUAGCCUUCGCGUGGUUCACAGGGUGCGGCUAUUAAAGCUCCAAUGUGGAUAUAGUUGUUUCCUGUUAGUUCAUGUAACAUUUUUUUUUUCAUUAAAUGCCUUUGUGAAUAGAUCCUUUGCUUCGUUAUCCAGUUUCCAGAGCAGUGUGAGUCCUGAUGAUCACACGUUUUGAAAUCUCUCCUUUUUCAGCUAGUCUGUUUCAGUGUGUUGCGAUGUGUGAAAAUCUCAUUUUCACCCCGAUGUGUAUUUCUGAAAUGCAGUUUUACUCCUGGUCCCUAACCCUGGGGGCUGUGCAUUUACACAUUUUAUAGAGCGUAUACCAAGUGCAGAAACAGGCACUAGAUUGUAUUGAUCACAUUGUAAUGCAUUCAAAACUGCAAUCGUUGGACACGUCGCUGCUCCAGACAGCACUCAGAGCUGUGUGUGUUAAGUGUUAUAGAAACCCUGUAUUGAAUGAAUUCCUCACACCCCGCCAGAGGCAGUGUUUGUGAAGGGAACAUGCAGAUAUCCUACAACACAGACUCUACUGGCAAAAGGGAUGCCCCAGUUCCUCCAUAGUGUUUAUCUGGUUUGUGAUGAGCACACACACACCCCCUCUGGUUAUUCCCAGCAUUGGAAAGGGUUCCAUGUUCAAUUCAUUUGAUUAGUUUUGCACUGGAUAGUGUCUCAAAUUGCUCUGCAGAAGAAUGCCUGCCUGCCUGCCUGCCUGCCUGGGGGUGAAUUGGCCUGAAUGCAUUUUUUUUUCAAAAGCUCAAUACCUGUGAAUGAUUGCCUGUUUUUUUUAUUGUUCAAUUUUGUACAACAGAAAAAUAAAACCUAAACUAUACGCAAUACCUCAAGAACACCAGAUGUUUGUGGAUUGUUUUUCCUGUGUGCAGAGGGACUGCUGUCACAGAGGUUAUUAAUCUGUUUUAUUGGAGGGAAUGUUUUGGAGGCAGGACGAGAGAGAGGAGUUAUAAAGGUGCUUUUGAAGCAGGAAGUGUAGAUUUUUAUCACUAGUUUGACAUUUGAUAUGUGGUGUCUGGACCCAUUCUUCCAUGCAACAGCUUUCAUGGUAGCUGCAGGUAGAGUCUAAUGUGUUUCCAUUAAGGACGGGGAGGAUGGUGGUAAAACCAGCGCCCUAUUGCAGUGGAAUUUAUUUUAUUUUUUUUAAGUGUGAGUGACAUGUUUUUCAAUGUUGAAACCGGCAGUUUUGGCUUUUUUGUUUUUCUAAUAAAAAAAUUGGCUCAA
Acipenser ruthenus (sterlet) is the source of this 2378-nucleotide messenger RNA. Its product is annotated as small nuclear ribonucleoprotein Sm D2. The coding region runs from base 144 to 497 and encodes 117 amino acids. The transcript is spliced from 3 exons. Gene Ontology annotation, cellular component: U4/U6 x U5 tri-snRNP complex; U5 snRNP; precatalytic spliceosome. Gene Ontology annotation, biological process: spliceosomal snRNP assembly; RNA splicing. Gene Ontology annotation, molecular function: RNA binding. NCBI's taxonomy places the organism in Eukaryota, Metazoa, Chordata, Actinopteri, Acipenseriformes, Acipenseridae. The record is from RefSeq and is a predicted model, not a curated record.